AUGGACAAAUCCGUGUAUGCGUCGAUUUCAGGGAAAGCAAGUCCUAAAGAUGAUUUUCCCUUAACACAUAUCGAUGUGCUUGUUGAUAAUAUAGCAGGGCAUGUCAUGUUUUUGUUCAUGGAUGGCUUCUCAAAUUAUAAUCAGAUUCUCAUGGCACCAGAAGACCGUGAGAAAACGACGUUCAUCAUUGAAUGGGGGACUUACUGCUAUUUGGUUAUGCCGGCCUUUGGUUUGAAGAAUGCUGGUCCUACUUAUCAGCGCGCUGCUACGACCAUUUUACACGACAUGAUGCACAAAGAGAAUCCUCCGGUUCUCAUGCCGCCGGUUCCCGGGAAACCCUUGAUACUUUAUUUGUCUGUGAAUCCUUCAUCUAUGGGGUGUUUACUAGCUCAAGAAGGAGAUAAGGGUGUCGAAAAAGCCAUUUAUUACUUAAGCAAGAAGAUGGUCGGAUGUGAAGAAUGCUACACAGCUUUGGAAAAGACAUGUUGGGCUCUUGUUUGGGUUUCUAUAAAGUUGAGACACUACAUGCUCACUUAUCCAGUGAAGUUAAUUUCUCGAAUGGAUCCUCUAAAGUUUCUGUUUGAGAAGCCAACGCUUACUGGUAAGUUAGCACGUUGGUUGCUCUUAUUGGCGGAAUUUGACCUCGAGUACAUUACAAGGAAAUCUGUCGAGGGGCGAACAGUUGCGGAAAUUUUGGCUGAACACCCUGUUGAUGGACCAGAGGACUCAGAUUUCGUGUUCCCAGAUGAGGAAGUGCUAACAGUUGUCAAAGAUGUGUGGACACUCUACUUUGAUGGGUCGGCCAAUCAGAAAGGAUACGGAAUCAAAGCUGCUCUCACCCUCGGCGUGGAAAAACUCGAGGUCAUUGGUGAUUCUAAUCUUGUUGUGUCUCAGGCUAAAGGGGACUGGAAAGUUCGCGAAGAAAAAUUGAAGCCUUAUCAUCAAGACUUGGAAGAUCUUAUUCCUCGUUUUAACAACGUUACCUUCACUCACAUUCCCCGCUUGAAGAAUAAAUUUGCCGAUGCCUUGGCAACUUUGACCUCUAUGGUCGAACUUUCUUUGGGUGUCAAACUCCGCCCUAUUCUGAUCAAACAACGGGACUGUCCUGCCUAUCAGCUGGCCGCCCAGUAUAUUCUUUGUGGAGGGAAGUUAUACAAGAGAUCACAUUGUGGGAUGCACAAACUCUGUGUCAAUAGUUCUGAAGCCGUAAAGAUCAUGGUAGAAGUUCAUGAAGGAGUUUGUGGUCCUCAUAUGAGUGGUGUCAUGCUUGCUAGGAAGAUCCUACGACAUGGUUACUUCUGGUCUACCAUGGAGUCUCAGUGUGUGGAUUAUGUAUGA
This is a messenger RNA of Rhododendron vialii, 1338 nucleotides long. RefSeq lists its product as uncharacterized. Bases 1 to 1338 code for a protein of 445 amino acids. The record is from RefSeq and is a predicted model, not a curated record. The transcript is spliced from 4 exons. NCBI's taxonomy places the organism in Eukaryota, Viridiplantae, Streptophyta, Magnoliopsida, Ericales, Ericaceae. Gene Ontology annotation, molecular function: RNA-DNA hybrid ribonuclease activity; nucleic acid binding.